This is a messenger RNA of Mucor velutinosus, 2025 nucleotides long. Its product is annotated as TauD domain-containing protein. The coding region runs from base 1 to 2025 and encodes 674 amino acids. The record is from RefSeq and is a predicted model, not a curated record. Gene Ontology annotation, cellular component: membrane; endomembrane system. The transcript is spliced from 7 exons. Lineage: Eukaryota; Fungi; Mucoromycota; Mucoromycetes; Mucorales; Mucoraceae.
AUGUCAGAUAAUAAAAAUUUGGCUACAUCGCCACCUGCAACGGGCGAAAACCCUGAACAGAAAAAGAGCUUUAUGCAAAGGUAUGGUGGCUCCAUUGUGCAAAUGAUCUUUUUUUGGCUUGUCAUGAAGACUGUUACAGGAGGGUUUAAUAAACCUUCAACUGAGAUUGGCAACAACAAUGCACCUGCCUCUGAGAAUGGAGAACCUGUCAUUGCCAAACCAACCUUUGUGCCUGGCUCAGUAACACUUCGCGAUUAUACUCAUGGCGUUCCAAACAAUGUAUUCUAUUAUCCUCAUCCCGAGAUCCCUCUUACCGAUUUGCCAGAGACUUUUGUACCUCUUUGGCAAUUAGGCACACCUUUAGAGGUCUCUGUAUUUGUCAGCGAGGACGAGUAUUUCAACAAUUAUGAAGCAACCCCUGACUUCACCACCUCUGAUAUUCAUUAUGGCCAACAGUUUGAAGCAAGAGAACACCGUAUUGAUAUUCCUACCACAAAGAGUAUGCAACAUAACGGAACUGUCUAUGCUCAUGUAUUUAUCACUCAAAAUGGCAUGCCCAUCAACCCAAAUGACGAAUCCUUCAAUCCUGAUUCCACAGUCUACUACAGACAUGUUUUGACCAAAUUUUAUCCUGCCAAGACCAUUGUCAAGCAAAAGAAUCUUUUAAAGAAGGAAUCCGAAGAGGAGGAAGAGGCAGAGGAGCAAGAAAAGGCAGAGGAGACUGCAGCCAUCGAGAAUGAGAAGGAGGAUAAGCAAGCUGACCAAGAAGCUACUCCUGUAGCAGGUAUUGUUGGCCUUGGUGCUGGUCUUUUGGGAAACUUGACUCGUCGUGCUCCCUUGGUUGCUUACUGGCAGCAAAAUGUCACAUUUGCUCUGCUCAGUGACAAGAAGAAUGUGCUUCCAAAGAGUGGCUUGCAACCUCCAGUUCUCAAAUACGUACAAUUCGAUCAUGGACUCGCUCGCAGCCCUUCAGGAAAACAAGGCUUUUACAGACCCAUCUUGUUUCCCAAUGAUUUUUGGGCUUUGCAGCAGAACGCAUUUGCAGUCAACGAAACAGUCGAUACAUUACCAUUGAACAUUCGUAUUGAACCCAUCUCCAUGUGGAAGUUCAACAUUUUUGCCUCGCUCGACGAUUCCAUGAAGCAACAAGCCAACAGUCCUUUGGGUGGCAUGAGUUCAGGCGACAUGGAUGAGAUCAAGCGCAUGUUUUUGGAAACCAAUCCAGUGCUUUUGGGCACUACCAUUGCUGUCAGCUGUCUUCACUCUUUGUUUGAGAUGCUCGCUUUCAAGAAUGAUAUUGCUUUUUGGAAGAAGAAGCAAAAUAGUGCUGGUAUCUCUGUGCGUACAUUGAUUGUCAACAUCUUUUUCCAAAUCGUCAUCUUCUUGUAUUUGCUGGAUAACAACCAAGAGACUUCAUGGAUGGUCUUGAUCAGUCAGGGCUUUGGUCUGGUGAUUGAACUAUGGAAAGUAUUCAAAGCACUCAAAUACGAGCUUGUGUGGACGCCUGGAUCUCUUUUGCCCUCAUUGGGACACCAAGAGGCAGAUCAAACUGAAGAGGAAGACGACACAGCCAAGUAUGAUGCUAUUGCAUUCAAGUACCUCAAGUGGCUCUCCUAUCCCUUAUUGGCAGGCUACGCCAUUUACUCUUUGUAUUAUGAUGAGCACAAGAGUUGGUAUUCUUAUGUUCUCAAGACAUUGGUGGAGUUUGUCUACAUGUUUGGCUUCAUUACCAUGUUGCCCCAAUUGUACAUUAAUUACAGACUCAAGAGUGUUGCUCACAUGCCCUGGAAGACCUUGAUGUACAAGUCGUUGAACACGUUCAUUGAUGAUUUGUUUGCCUUUGUCAUCAAAAUGCCCACUUUGCACCGUCUUGCUUGUCUCCGUGAUGAUUUCGUCUUUUUUGUGUAUCUCUAUCAAAGACAUGCCUACAAGGUGGAUCAUACUCGCGCCAAUGAAUAUGGACAAGUUGGUGAAGAAGCGACCGAAGAGGACAAAAAGAACAAGGAGACCAAGAAGGAUAAAUAA